Molecule: messenger RNA, 2207 nt
Organism: Pygocentrus nattereri (red-bellied piranha)
Lineage: Eukaryota; Metazoa; Chordata; Actinopteri; Characiformes; Serrasalmidae
Product: C-C motif chemokine 12-like
Exons: 4
Coding region: 1841-2116 (91 amino acids)
Biological process (GO): cellular response to tumor necrosis factor; neutrophil chemotaxis; immune response
Cellular component (GO): extracellular region
Molecular function (GO): chemokine activity; CCR chemokine receptor binding
Source: RefSeq, a predicted model, not a curated record
UGCUCACUAGAGUGUAUGUGGUGUUCCACUUCAUGGAUGGGUUAAAUGUGGAGGUGAAAUUUCCCUGUUGUGGGACUAAUAAGGGUCUCAAUUUCGAGUGAUUUGUUUCUCAGUGGAGUGUAAUAUUCUGUUUUUGAUGAGCGCCACAGACUGAACAAAGGAAAAUAUAGAGCUCACUGUGUCACGCAUUCGGAACCUCCAACGGAGGAAACAAACUCCAACUCCCAGAAUGCUCCGGGAGACCAGAUGACUGGACAGUCAAGGGAACUCCAUUUCCCAGGAUACUCGGGAUUCUCACGUGACCUCCAACUCACAACAACGCUCCUCUCAGAGAUCUCAGUCCCCAGAUUAUUGAUCUGGUUCACCUGUGUCGUUUAUCACAUGACUCAGCUCAGAGUACUUAAGCCCGGGGCUUUCAGGCACUUCAUUGUGACGUAUUGUUUCUCUGAGACUUCCUGAGCGUUUUCUGAUUGUUCUGUGUGUUUCAACCUUUUCAUCCGUUUGCUGACUUUUGACUUCUGCCUUGCCCUUUUGUACCGUUGCUCGUGUUGGUUAGAUCUGUGUUUUGUGACCUUGGUCUGGACUUCAGCUUCAUUAAUGUUUUGCCCUUUUUGACAACUGUUGAUUUCUAGAAAUGAAAUCACACUUUUAUCCACGCUCGUCUGCGAUUCUGUGAACACUACACACUGUUUAUUCGUGAGCUUUAAACUGUUUUUAAACAUGUGAUUUUAAACUGCUUUUGUCCUUGUCUUUUCUUUUUUAACACGCUAUGCUCACCACUCAGACCAGAACCUCAGACAACGUGUCUGAUCUCCAGCCCUGGAGUCUCUGUUCAGCUGAGCUGCCUUCAGCUGAGCUCAUCCAAGACUUAGAUUUGUUUUUACACACGUUUAAUCGGCUUUGCUACAGGACUGUUUCUCAAGCGCUCAGAUCGGCCCACUGGAAUACCUUACCGGGUCUGCGUCCAGACUGCAUUUCACCAGUUGAUGACCCCUGAGCUACAGGGUCACUGACACAAACUGUGACUGGAAAACAUGAAUUCUAAUCACUACCUGAACACCUGUAUGAUGCUCUCAGAAAACUGUGCCUAAUAUAUAAUUAUAUAAUUACACCUGAUGGAUUUUCCAUGAAAAUUUCCCAACGUUGUUGUUUCCUUCCUUCCUUCCUUCCUUCCUUCCCGCUGUCUGCAUUGUGUCCUGCUCAGAAGUGUUUCAGCUUCUUUUAAAGAUCUAAUAUAUUUCCAAUCAUUUGUGGGGUUAGGAUUAGGGUUCGGUUUUGCGUAAGUAAUGUAUCAACAGUACAUCUUAAAGAUAUUUACUAGAUAUGCGUUACUGAUAAUCUGUUAAGAAUUUAUUAAUCAUCUACAAAGGGCCACUCCAAAUAAAGCGCUACCCAACAUCAACUCUACUUCAGCGCUGUUUAGAACGCCCUCGUCAACUAGCCUUCACUAUGUCCGAGUAAGGGACUCCUCAGUGCCACCGUAAGGGCCGUUAUCUUUCUGUAUUAGCUCGUGUGACUUCUUGGAGCAGUGAGGGAUCCAGUCUGCAGAAAUAUAGACUUCAGGAGAAGAACUUGUCCAGAAAUCAUUACUGUUUAACUCAACAUCCAUUUCGUCAACUACGUUCAGUCUGGCCUUUAUAUAAUAAACCCCUCCAUCUGCUUUGUGUUUGCUGCUGUAAGUUUGUUACUCAGGGUAAUGUGUAAGGCUUAAUGUGUAAUGUGUUGAUGUUUUAUUACAGUGAAAAUAAGUUAACACGCCCUCCACAGCGAACACGCUUAAAUUCGGCAACUUUGUUUACCUUACAGCUGCGUCUCUCUGGGUGAAACCUCUUCUACUAGAAUGAGGACUAUGUCUGCUCUGCUGACGGUGCUGCUGCUCUGCUCUCUCCAGCAGGUCUACAGUGGCCCUUUUGGCAUUGAAACUUUCUGUGAGUGCUGUGAAAAACUCACAGAUGUGAAGAUUCCCUUAAAGCGCAUUAGAUCCUACAGGGAGACCAGCAGCAACUGUGCCUUUGAAGCUGUUAUCUUCCGCACAGUUAUUGGAAAGGAGUGGUGCGUGGAUCCUGAAGCAUCUUGGGUUAAGAAACACCUGACGAAGCUCAAACUCAGAAGCUGACCACGCUGACCACAUGAAGACCAUUCAAUACAACGUGCACUCUGUACAUAUGUACAUAUUAAUGUGAAUAAAAUGUAUAUAUUGUGUUGUA